AGAAAGUUGACCCCUCAUCCAGAUCGGGUUGCUACAAAAGAAUGUGUUCAUGUGGUCGCUUAUAUGUUGAAGAAACAAAGCGUGGCUGAGCACAAAAGCGACUGCAACGACUGUUGGCUUCAAAGAUCGGAGCUUGCAGAGCACAGGCCAGAAACGGGACCCGAGAUUGAAUGGUCUCAAACUUGUCGUUUUGCUGAUUAUGGCAGCUCUGCGGCUAAGCGUAAAAUGAGAGAAGCCAUCGAAAUAAACUGA
Protopolystoma xenopodis is the source of this 252-nucleotide messenger RNA. NCBI's taxonomy places the organism in Eukaryota, Metazoa, Platyhelminthes, Monogenea, Polystomatidea, Polystomatidae. The record is from the annotation of a GenBank genome assembly.